Messenger RNA from Acipenser ruthenus (sterlet), 2380 nucleotides. Its product is annotated as dual specificity phosphatase 29-like. Bases 263 to 949 code for a protein of 228 amino acids. NCBI's taxonomy places the organism in Eukaryota, Metazoa, Chordata, Actinopteri, Acipenseriformes, Acipenseridae. The transcript has 4 exons. The record is from RefSeq and is a predicted model, not a curated record. Gene Ontology annotation, cellular component: cytoplasm. Gene Ontology annotation, molecular function: protein tyrosine/serine/threonine phosphatase activity; MAP kinase phosphatase activity. Gene Ontology annotation, biological process: negative regulation of MAPK cascade; protein dephosphorylation.
GAGCAGUAGCAAGCGUCAGGUGGAAGGUUUCAGAGCAGGGAUAUGUUAUUAGCACAUGAGAAGAUUCUCCUUCGUGGCUGGGUAAAACAUAGCAAAGGUCAGACACAGCAGAUCAGUGCUCUAAAAAUAUCAUUUACUGUCAGUAACUGAGCAACUCUCCUGCUCCCUGGUUUUCACAAAGCUCUUCCUGGCUAGCAUCACACAGCAAGUGAACGAGGUAACACAAUCAAAACCAGGAAGAAGAAAAAGGGUUUCAUUGAAAAUGACUUCUAACUGGCCAAAGACUCAAAAGAAGAAAAAUGCAUAUGCUUCAGUGAAGAUAGAUCCAGAGGACAAAUAUGUAACACCUGGAGCCUUCGAGCUGGAGCGUCUUUUCUGGCAUACUCCUGUGAAAUUCACACAUGUCAACGAGGUGUGGCCAAACCUUUACAUAGGCGAUGAGAAGACAGCUUUAGAUCGAUACAAUCUGGAAAAGAUGGGAAUGACACAUGUUCUUAAUGCAGCUGAUGGCAAAUGGAAUGUUGGCACAGGUCCUGAAUAUUAUAGCGACAUGGCCAUUGAGUAUUACGGAGUUGAAGCAGAGGAUCUUCCCCGAUUUGAUCUCAGCCAGUUUUUUUAUCCUGCUACCCAAUUUAUUGACAGUGCACUCAGUAAUCCAAAAAAUAAGCUUCUGGUACAUUGUGCAAUGGGAAGAAGCAGAUCUGCCACUCUGGUUCUAGCCUACCUAAUGAUUUAUAAAAACAUGACAGUUGUGGAUGCGAUUAAUGAAGUGAUUAAGCACAGGUGCAUUUUACCCAAUCGUGGCUUCUUAAAACAGCUAAGACAACUUGACAUAAAUCUGCUAAUAGAGAAAAAGAAUGCAAAGAAUGAUGUCAAUUCAAAUGGUGAACAAAAUGGAGAAAAGGAAGAUACAGUACAUUUAACAAAUUGUAACCAUGUAGGAGACUGAACAGGAUAGGAAGCAAUUGAUUCACUGCAAUCAUGCUCACGUUUCAGUAUGUCCCAGUCAUAAUGGUUUUCACAUAGAUAAAUAGUUGGUUGAAAGCUUUUGCUUGUUCUUUGGGAAUUAAGUUUUUAAUUUUCAGUAUGCAAGAAAAAUAUCUACACGUGUGUUUUUAAAAAUACAUAUCCCUAAUUAUCCCUAUGAACCUUGGUAUAUCAGUUAGUUUUAGCAAAACAUAUUUUACCUUAAGCAACUCAACAAUCCAUUCCUCAUAUUACAGCAAGUUGGCUUUUUUUCAACCUUUAUUUGAGAGGGAUGCUGACCAAAUAAUUUUUAUGCUCUUAUCUAAAAUUGUGUUCAGUGAUUCAGCACUGGUGCUGAAAUUCAUUAUUCUAAAUUAUAAAACAGCAAUACGUUUCUUAACAUGCUACAUCUGCUUUUGCGAUCAGCAUACCGAUAACCACUGUAGAUAUGUUAAAUUGACUUUCAUAUAGGAGUGUGUUCAACUAUCAACAUGCAUUUAGGGCUAAUGACUAAAAUGGUAGUACAGUCAACUCUUGAUUAUCCAGGGGCGGAUUAACCGGUUUGCAGAUUAACCGUGGUAAAAAAUAAUAUAGAUUGUGCAUUUGUGAAAAAAUUAAAAUGUACUACAAAUCAGUGAAAACAUCUAUCAGAAGGCGUCUAUUGUUUGGAACAAUACGAUACAAGAGACUGACAAAGGACGACAUUGUGAGGUCGCUUGGCGGAGAGGAGAAUGACAGCGAUAGUGAGGGGGAGGGGCUAGCUAGCAAAAACAAGAUCACGCAUGGUGCUGCGCUUAAUCACUUAGACUGUCUGCUGGACUAUUUAGAAAGUGAAGGACAGUUUGCUCAGUGACAAACUGAUGUUGCGUAGGCUUCGUUCUAAUAUUCGAAAAAAGGAGAGCUCAGCUAAGAAACAGACAACAUUAACAGACAACAUUAUUUUAAAAUAGUGUAACCUUUUGGCCGUUUUUUGUCAAGCAAUUUAUGUGAUGUUUUGUGUUCCUUAUUGUACUUGUAUUAUUUUUACACUUUUGGAUGACGUCUGUAGAAUGGUAAAUGUGUUCCUAAAUAUUGGAUGUAAUUUUAACUAAAUAAGUUUACAUUAAAUCAAUUUUGUACCACGUUUUGACUAGUUUUGUUUUAACUGUGAUUUUGGGUUAUCCGUGACCUCCUUCCACCCCCCACCCCCCCCAUUACCCCGGUUAAUCGAGAGUUGACUGUACUUAUUUUUUGUUGAUUGUGUAUAUACAGUAUUUUACUGACAUUAUGUGAAUUACCUUAAGUAAAGUUGAUGUUUAUUUGGUCCAUAAAGAUUUUUAAUUGCUUUAAAAAAUAAAUAAAUAAAAAAAGAAAUGACGGGUAUUACACAAAAUAUUUCUUAAAUCCAUCCACAAUAAAUGUCAAAUGUUUUAGG